UGACAGUUCACAUCGAACGUCAUAACGCGCUCGACCAGCUCUUCCGAACCUUCCGUCUUUUAUAGACCUUCAAUGCACCCGCGCUUUUCUCAAUUGGCCCUCCUUCUUACCUUUAACUUGCAAACAUCAGUCCCAGCUCGUCCUCAACAUGCCUGAGACCCACUUCCAUCCCAAGUUCGCAGAUCACCACCCUGAGCAAGAUGGCUACCAGUAUGAGAUGGAAAUUUACAACCGUGGACUCGACUUCGAGCGCCCACCUCUUACGUUUCAAGCCGACAAGUGGGAAGAGCUAGCAUGCUCACGUCUUUCCUCAGAAGCAAAAGGCUAUGUGUACGGGUCAGCAGGCACCAGGGAAACUACAAACAAAAACCGCGCCGCUUUCAAGAAAUGGUCCAUAGUCCCACGGCGCCUCGUAAAAACGGACAACUUCCCUGACCUCAGUACCACCAUUUUAGGUGAGAAACUUCAAUUCCCUAUCGCCAUGGCACCCGUGGGAGUCCUCAAAAUCUUCAACCCCAGCGGCGAAAUCGCCGCCACAAAAGCCGCUGCCAAAGAAGCAGUGCCAUACAUCUUUAGCAGCGCUGCAGCCGCCACAAUCGAAGACGUCGCCGAAGCAAACGGUCAGGACGGCCAGCGAUGGUACCAACUCUACUGGCCUUCGCGCGAGCACGACGACAUCACCAUCUCGCUACUCAACCGCGCAAAGAAGGCGGGCUACAGCAUGCUCUUCGUGACCCUGGACACGUAUAUCCUCGGCUGGCGACCAAGCGACAUGGAUAACGGAUACAACCCGUUCAUGCGGUCUGACCGCAUCGGCGUCGAGUCUGGGCUUACGGAUCCUGUGUUCCGCAAGCAGUUCAAAGUGCGCCAUGGCGUUGAGGUUGAGGAGAAGAUGGAUACUGCGGCGCCGGAGUGGAUGCGCACGAUAUUCCCGGGGAUGAGUAAGGGGUGGGAGGAUAUCAAGUUUUUGCAGGAGCACUGGGAUGGACCGAUCAUCCUAAAAGGCAUUCAGACGGUGGGCGAUGCACGGAAGGCUGUGGAGGCGGGUGUGCAGGGUAUUGUCGUCAGCAACCACGGUGGAAGGCAGCAGGAUGGUGGAAACAGCAGUUUGGGAAUGCUGCCACAUAUCAAGGAUGCUGUUGGCGACAAGCUGUCGAUUUUCUUCGACAGUGGGGUCGGCUCCGGCGCGGAUAUUGCGAAGGCAAUGGCUUUGGGUGCGGACUGCGUACUGAUUGGAAGACCAUACGUGUAUGGGCUUGCGCUUGGGGGAGAGCAUGGUGUAGCACACGUACUGAAGAGCUUAGUCGGUGAGCUGGAGCUGACACUGCACCUGUCAGGUAUACCGAGUGUGGACAAGAAGGACCUCAACCGCAGUGUGUUGGUUCGGGAAGACGAUCUGUUUAAUACCGUCAAGGGAGUUGAGAUACACUAGAUUAAACCGAUUUGGCAAGUAAGAAGGUAUAGCAGAAUCCACUUCGUCUGGAACAA
Messenger RNA from Macroventuria anomochaeta, 1488 nucleotides. Its product is annotated as FMN-dependent alpha-hydroxy acid dehydrogenase. The record is from RefSeq and is a predicted model, not a curated record. The transcript has a single exon. Gene Ontology annotation, molecular function: FMN binding; oxidoreductase activity. The coding region runs from base 149 to 1432 and encodes 427 amino acids. Lineage: Eukaryota; Fungi; Ascomycota; Dothideomycetes; Pleosporales; Didymellaceae.